AUGUACCUAGGCCUACCUAUUCACGUGGGACAUGAUAAAACAACUAUAUUUGCUUACUUGAAGGAGAGGCUUACUAAGAAGUUGAUCAGUUGGAGAUCCAAGAUUCUUAGUGCAGGGGGGAAGGAAAUUCUUCUUAAAGUUGUGGCUCAGGCUCUUCCAAACUAUGUUAUGAAUUGUUAUUUACUCCCCAAAUCCCUCUGUGAUGAUCUACAACAACUAUGUGCUCAGUUUUUUUGGGGAAGCACUGAUGACAAACUCAAGAUUCACUGGAGGUCGUGGGAACGCAUGUGUAUACCAAAGGAACGUGGGGGCUUAGGUUUUAAACACCUUUACGCUCAUAAUCUUGCCAUGUUAUCAAAGCAAGGGUGGAGGCUUCUGUCCAACCCUAACUCCCUUGUGCCUCAGGUAUUCAAGGCUCUUUACUAUCCUAAUAGUUCCUUUCUCACAGCUAAUUUGGGAGAUAGGCCGUCCUAUUCUUGGCGUAGUAUCAUGGAAGCCAGACCAAUACUUCAAUCUGGCUUAUUUUGGCGCAUUGGUAAUGGCCUUUCAGUUAAUAUAUGGGAAGAUGAAUGGAUCCCUAAUGUGGCUGCUCACUCCAUAGCUCGACCAUCAGACACUGUUUUUGAAUUUGUUUCGGAUUUGAUUGAGGUUAGUAAUGGGUCAUGGGACCAAGCAGCAGUUUAUGCAUGUUUUGACGUUGAGAUAGCCAUGCACGUACUCUCCAUUCCCUCGGCAGGAGGUUCGGGUCCGACAAGGUUGCUUGGAAGUAUGAUAAGAGGGGAUGGUUCUCGGUAA
Molecule: messenger RNA, 795 nt
Organism: Rosa rugosa (rugosa rose)
Lineage: Eukaryota; Viridiplantae; Streptophyta; Magnoliopsida; Rosales; Rosaceae
Exons: 1
Coding region: 1-795 (264 amino acids)
Source: RefSeq, a predicted model, not a curated record